Messenger RNA from Pieris napi, 1837 nucleotides. Its product is annotated as clotting factor G beta subunit-like. Gene Ontology annotation, biological process: proteolysis. The record is from RefSeq and is a predicted model, not a curated record. Gene Ontology annotation, molecular function: serine-type endopeptidase activity. Lineage: Eukaryota; Metazoa; Arthropoda; Insecta; Lepidoptera; Pieridae. The coding region runs from base 171 to 1322 and encodes 383 amino acids. The transcript is spliced from 8 exons.
GAGCUUUUUUUCCUUUUGAAUAUCCUCAUACGUCAUAAUAAUUCGUUGCCAUUUCGGAUAAUAAUACUUCCGACAAAUUAGUUAUAUAGCGAGCAAGUUCCUUGACGAUUUAGUUCCUAACAAACCACCAAAAAGAUACGUUUUUCAAAUUGUUAUUUAAAGUGAAAGUUAUGGGUGAUUUUAAUAUGAACUUUAUAUGGAUUUUAUUAUUGAUUAGUUGUACAGGGUCUAUGGCCGUCGUGAAUAAACACCGGAUCCCUUGGCUUAAAAUUAGAUUCAAUAAUAAAGAACCUUUUGAAAAUUUUGCAAGUCGAUAUACGAACAUUUUAUCAGAUCGAAGCCAGCUCCAGCGACCAGAAAAUGGUGACCCCUGCGACAGUAUCAUCCCGCCACGACCAAGGUGGAAUUUUGGUCAACGCAUCAGUGAUAAAAGAUGCACAGAAUACAUGAGUGAUAUGAUGUACCGAAAUACGCUAAAAGACAGGCAAGAGAAGUGUCUGCAAAAACAUGGCAAGAAACCUGGUCAAACAUACAUACGAUUAUUACACAAACAUUCAACCAAACAAGGAGAAUAUCCACACAUGGCAGCUAUUGGUUGGAGACGGAGGCUACGGAACAGCUGGGCAUUUCUCUGCGGAGGCAGUCUCAUAAGCCCGAACUUCGUCCUGACAGCAGCCCACUGUGGCUCACAAUCCACCGCAGUAGUAACUAGUAAAUACUUGAGGAAAGCACAACCAGAUAUCGUCCGAUUGGGAUCUACGUAUAUCAAGACACGCCGUAAUCCAGAAUCUGAUGUAACAAUCAAACAGUUCAUACAACAUCCGUAUUGGGAUCCACCCAAACAUUAUUACGACAUAGCGCUGGUGGAGUUGGCCAAACCAGUGACGUUUUCAAAAACUGUCCAACCAGCAUGUCUGCCAGGAUCAUUUACAUCGAAAUAUGAUGCUUAUAUUACUGGUUGGGGAGUUACAGAUGAAACAGCUAAAAAACUAUCACCAGUACUUCAAGCAGCAGAGGUCGACAUUAUAGAUUCAAGUGAAUGCAACACACUGCUGACUCCAUUUUCAAAUAGGAAUUGGUGGGGUGUGAUGGACCACCAGUUAUGCGCAGGGAAACUCGAAGGUGGCGUUGAUACUUGCCAAGGAGACUCUGGUGGACCUCUACAACUCAAGCUUCAAGAGACGAAGCAUGAAGGAAGUAUGCACAUGGUGAUUGGAGUAACAUCAUUCGGGUUUAAAUGUGGACUCAAAGAUAAGCCCGGAAUAUACACAAGGGUUUCUAGCUUUAUGGAUUGGAUAGAAAGUAUAGUUUGGCCACAAUAACUUGGAAUUAAUGGUAUUUCUAACUACCUUGAAAUUUGUGAAUUGUUAAGUGAAGUGAAGUUACUGGUUAAUUUACACUCUCGAAGCCUACUUGACACUUUAUUUGUUGAUCGUGAAAAGAUCCCUAAGUGAAGUGAGGUUAUAAGAUUUUUUGCGGCCAUUUUGGCGAAUUGUUGUCACGAUGCUCAGCUUUUUUUAGGAACAUGAAGUACAAACACUCAGUGUGUUAACGUUACCAUACUAUAGUUUUAAGGUAAUAUUAAUCAUUUAUUAUUGAAAUUAAAAUGUGAUAUUUAUUUAAGUAAUCUUGGGAUAAUACUUUUAUUGUCUUAGCUUGAAGCAAUUGCGAUACACUGAAUUUUGUAUAAAGUAAUAAAUAAUGAUAAAUUAACUGAUUUAGUUUUGUUUGAACCCCGUAACCAAAGGGUUAUAAUAAUAAUAAUAAUAUAGCCUUUAAAUUCCGAAACUCUGUAAUUUUAUACAUCUGAAUUUUAAUAUAUUUUCACUCCAGUAUA